Halichondria panicea is the source of this 1121-nucleotide messenger RNA. RefSeq names its product short-chain collagen C4-like. The record is from RefSeq and is a predicted model, not a curated record. NCBI's taxonomy places the organism in Eukaryota, Metazoa, Porifera, Demospongiae, Suberitida, Halichondriidae. Bases 150 to 926 code for a protein of 258 amino acids. The transcript has 2 exons.
UCAAUGUUAAUAAAAAUGAAGGUAUUACAGUAGAUGUACUAUCACCAAAUAACAGUAUAAAAGGGUGAAGGGAAUCACACUUUGUACAGACAAAGGCUCACAAAUCAACAACUAAACAACAAGAAUAUUUUUAGCAGCAAAAGGACACAAUGUACACAGUCUUCAACACUGGAAUAAUUGCAGCACUCUUUGCUUGCGCUUUUGCAACCUAUUCACUACAAGUUCAAAAUGAAGUAGAGAAUAGUGCUCUCUCCUACAUACCUCUUAUUGACAAACUUCGUGGUCGGCCCGGUCGUGAUGGUAUGCCUGGAAGAGACGGGUUGCCAGGAGAACAAGGACCAAGGGGACCCGCAGGAAUCCAAGGACUUCCCGGACCGGUCUCAGCCGGAGUGACCUACAUCAGGUGGGGGAGAACCACAUGCCCUGAGGCACUAGGAACGGAACUAGUCUACUCAGGAAGAGCUGCUGGUACUGACCACUUACACAAGGGAGGGAGUGCAGAGAAAAUAUGCCUACCUAACAAUCCAGACUAUGUUUCAAGUCCAAACGGAGUGCAAGGAUAUAGCCCACUACAUGGAGCUGAGUACGAGUCCUUUCCCCCUGCACCUCUAGGUCACCUUGGGCAACAAAAUGUGCCCUGUGCAGUUUGCUAUGUGCCCACUAGAGCAGCCAUGAUCAUGAUUCCAGCCAAGACUCAGUGCCCCACCUCCUGGACGAUUGAGUAUGUCGGCUAUCUGAUGACCGAAUACUACAACUUCGCUCGUUCAGUGUUCUCCUGCAUUGACAAAGAUGCUCAGAGCAUUCCCGGCGGGGUUGGUAACGAGAAUGGAGCCUUGUUCUACCAUGUUGAGGCAACAUGCAAUGGCAUUCUCUGUCCUCCUUAUGACACAGAGAGAGAGCUGACAUGUGCAGUUUGCACCAAGUGAAACAAUCAUUGCAUGGCUAUUGAAUAAUUACUAUUACAUACAAGCUAGUACAUGCAUCAUUUUUUGCCCACGACAACAGUUGUUACUGCAAUCGCCAACAGCGCUGUCAUUAGGGUUAGGGUUACACAAACAUUCAGAACUUUUUCAAAAUUAAAUGUAACAGAAAGAUCGACUGACGAUGUGAAAUAUACUGUG